AUGCAAACCCACGCCAAAGCGACCGCCGUCCGAUCCAUUGAGGGCUGGAUCAUCAUGGUCACCAACGUUCACGAGGAGGCAGACGAGGAGGCCCUGCAGGACGUCUUUGGUGAUUACGGCGAGAUUAAGAACCUGCAUUUGAACCUCGACCGCCGCAGUGGUUAUGUCAAGGGAUAUGCCCUCAUCGAAUACACCACCUUGGCCGAGGCCAGAGCCGCCAUUGAUGGCGCCCACGAAACCAAGCUCCUGGACCAGACCAUCUAUGUCGACUUUGCAUUCGUACGACCUCCACCGGGAAAGAACAACAGGGGGCCUCGCCAAGCGCACCGCGGCAGAGGAGGACGUAGCAGGAGCCGAAGCAGAAGCCCCGAAGCUGGAAGAGACGAUGGAAGGGAUGACGCGAGGGACGACGUCAAGGAUGACGAAGAUGUGCUGUGA
This is a messenger RNA of Truncatella angustata, 438 nucleotides long. RefSeq lists its product as uncharacterized. The record is from RefSeq and is a predicted model, not a curated record. NCBI's taxonomy places the organism in Eukaryota, Fungi, Ascomycota, Sordariomycetes, Amphisphaeriales, Sporocadaceae. The coding region runs from base 1 to 438 and encodes 145 amino acids. Gene Ontology annotation, biological process: RNA splicing. The transcript is spliced from 2 exons. Gene Ontology annotation, molecular function: mRNA binding. Gene Ontology annotation, cellular component: cytoplasm; exon-exon junction complex; nucleus.